Halichondria panicea is the source of this 3313-nucleotide messenger RNA. RefSeq names its product neurogenic locus protein delta-like. The coding region runs from base 100 to 3078 and encodes 992 amino acids. Gene Ontology annotation, cellular component: membrane. Gene Ontology annotation, molecular function: calcium ion binding. Lineage: Eukaryota; Metazoa; Porifera; Demospongiae; Suberitida; Halichondriidae. Gene Ontology annotation, biological process: cell communication. The transcript has 12 exons. The record is from RefSeq and is a predicted model, not a curated record.
ACCGAACUAGAUUGGUGCACGCCCAUGGAAUGAGGCAAUCAGUUUGUUAUCGUUUAUGGAAUCUACCACAGAAAAAAAAGUUAGAAACAGCGAAGAAAGAUGGGAGAGAUGAGACUAGUUGCAGCUCUCUGCUUUUUUCUCACUGCAUUUACGGUACUAGUGGAGGCAAGGUAUCAAUUUAAAGUUGGAAUACUCAGCUUUCAAAAUCCCUCGAAUACGGAUUCAAAUGGACUGAGCUGUGAUAUCGGGGAGACCACUUGCGAGUAUACAUUUCGUUUCUGCUUGAGCCCGGUACCAGGAAAUGUUAACUGUGUCCUGGGAAGCACUAUCACUGGGUCCAGUUAUAUAGUGGGAUCUCCACAUACAUUCACCCUAGGACAACCACUCAUACCCAAUACAGCCUUUUCAAACCCUAUCGUCUAUAGAGCUACAGAUGUGAUAUCCAGUGGUGCCAUCCCAUGGACUAUUAACUAUGACUUUAGGAUUCAGAUCGAGGAUUACGACGUUAUUUCCAACGAUCUUGUCGACCGAAUUAUUUUACAAAGUUCAAUACGUCCAUCAGACGGUCUAGUAGACGCUACUUACACGGGAACUUUCAACAAGGUCUCCAUGAGAGUGCAGCUGCAAGUGGUGUGUUUGGACAAUUUCUAUGGAGAUAACUGUUUCACAGAAUGUGUCCCAAGUAAUGACGCAACUGGUUACUAUAGCUGCGAUAAUGAUGGGAACAGAGUGUGUUUGGAUGGCUACACCGGCUUGCCAAACUGUCUUGAUAAUAGCUGCUCUCCUGCUUGUGUCAAUGGUGACUGCAUUGGGCCCAACACUUGCAGCUGUUCUAUUGGUUGGACUGGCACUGCCUGUGACGUGUGCAUACUUGAUCAAAAUUGUCCUGCUGAUCGAGCCACCUGUACUGUACCCGGAGAGUGUGAAUGUAUCCAAGGUUACUCGGGACUUCUGUGUCAGAAUGACGAUGAUGUAUGUGGACACACCUCGCCCUGUGCCAACGAUGCCACUUGUAACAAUGCCGGCUCCAAUGACUACACCUGCACGUGCCCCUCAGGCUAUACCGGAGACACCUGUUCAGAGGAAGUGGAUGCAUGUGUCGUUGAUGCUGAUGCACCACUACCUUGUCAGAAUGGAGGAACUUGUACGGCCACUGGUCCAGGCACAUUCAACUGCACCUGUAUGACAGGCUGGACUGGCUCUACCUGCAACACCAACAUCAAUGAAUGCUCUCCCACUCCUCCCUGUGUACAAGGCAGCUGCACUGACUGCACACCUACCGGACCAAUCCUCUCAGACCCAACAAAUCCGAACUUUGUCUUCUGUCCAAACGGCUACAUAUGUGAAUGCCCUGAGGGCUUCUUUGGCGACAAUUGUGAAGUGGAUGUUGAUGCCUGUGAGCCGAUGCCGUGUCAGAACGGAGGUAUGUGUGUGGAUGUGGUGGGUGGUCCUGGAUACACGUGUGUCUGCCCCUCUGGGUACACUGGCUUGGACUGUGACUCCGACAUAGACGAGUGUGCCUCCACCCCUGGCCUCUGUCGCAAUGGAGGAACUUGCACAAACGGUGAGGGCUACUACAACUGCAGCUGUCCGAAUGGUUUCCAAGGCACCAACUGUGAGAUAGAUAUCAACGAAUGCCUCACUGCCAACUGUGUUGAGAACAACACACUGUCAUGCUUGGACGGUCCCGGAAACUUCACCUGUCACUGUAGAUCGGGCUACACGGGAACUCUGUGCGAUGAAGAGGUGGACCUUUGCGAACCACACCCUUGUAACAAUGGGAACUGUACUAGGAGUUUCAAUGAUUUCAGUUGCUCUUGUUUCACUGGGUUCACUGGAGUGGAGUGUGAUAUGGACAUAGACUACUGCACCAGUCCCGACGUGUGUCUCAAUGGAGGGACCUGCGUGGAUGGGCUAACGACGUACACGUGUGAGUGUCCCUCGCUCUUCACCGGGCAGCAAUGUGAGACCUCGUUCAAUCCGUGUGAAGCAUUCCCUUGCGGUGGGGGUCAAGGGUGCGUCAUCGAGGACAACAGUUACAUCUGUGAGGACUGCACUAUUUUAGCGGAGAGUUCAACCACACCAUUCAGUGGGUGUACUCCAUCCAUCAUUGACCCGGGUGCUGCCAUAGGUACAGGCAACAAUACCACCCCUGACAACGUGAUCGUGAUUGGUGGAGUGGUUGGAGGGUUGGUGGGUGCCGUUCUCCUCCUACUGCUCGUUAUUGCCAUUAUUGUCUGCUGUGUCCGGUUCUGUGCCUGCUGUCUGUCCGUCAAAGAGACUGAGACAGAGUCCGACUAUCAGACACUUCCUCGGAACGCUGCCCAACAUAACCCUCUCUACCUCGGCACCAGCACGCUCCUUAGCAACGUAUCAGGAACUCUACGCUCUGCCUAUGGGACCACCACCCCCAGAGUCGAAAGCCCCACCCAUAGAAACGAUCCUACUUACGAACGACUCGGAGAUUCAUCUUCUUCAAAUGAAGACAACCUCGGCCCAUUACAGAAUCCCAUGUACGCACUCUCGCAAGUUGCCCUGGAGAAGAGUGGUGGAUACCAAGCACCAAAUGUUCCACCCAGAAACUCGAGCGGUGUGUAUUUGACCGAUAAUGUUUCGUAUCUCCCUGUUACAGGUGCUAGCAAUGGACACUACGAGACAAUACCUGCACUUCAAAAUGGCCAACAACCUGUCUUUGUGACGUCUGGAAAAUACGAUAGUCUAACAGAAAAAACUCCAGCCAAAGAGUCCUCUUUUAUAAAGUCUGGAAAGUACGAUAGUCUGGCACCUGCCCCACCCAUUAACAAGCAGAAGUCAGCUGGGAGCCUUGCUAGUACUGCUGAAGUGCCACCAUCCGUUGAAAAUCCGUACGUUCUUUCCCCCAGUCGUGGAGCUGCCCCUGAGCUAACAAUGGCCCCAAGUGUGAGGGGUGACGAUUACGCCAUGUUGCCCCCGAUGACUGCAUUUGCCUCGUUGAAGGAGGAAGCAAAAAGUGAGAAGAAAAAGAAGACUACACCACAGGAAACCGUCUCGGAACACGAGAUUCCCGCUGUUAAAGAGAACCCUUACGAGUUUAGCUAAACCCCUAAUGAACUAACAAUUAUUUUCAAGUUUGCAAAAUUAAUUUAUUUUACUUUUUACUCAGCAUGGCACAUUUUACAAUACAGUUACAAGCUCGAGUGCUGUAACAAGUUGGCCUUAAUUUUAAAUUUUACUGUCUUAAUUACUGUGUGUGUGUGUGUGUGUGUGUUACAAUUGCAUGUGUCUAUGUGUUGUGUGCAUGGCUAAAAAUUAUUAAAUAUUCAAGCAGUGCUGA